UACUGGCUUAGUCCAAAAACACUAACCAGAAUUCCAGGAAAGAAUAUUCUACCGAGUAAUAAAGCCGUAUUAAUGGACUGAGGAACUCAAGAAUGCCUUUAGUUUGUGCCUAGUGGAACAAGAACAGUGCGGGAAAAAAAACAGUGCCAGACUAAGAAAACCCAAAACAUUAGAUGGUUGAACACAAUAAGGGAACAAGAAGUGUAAGGCUGAAAUGAACAGGGAAAUUCUAUGCAAUGGACAUUCUUCUUGUUUGAACCAAAAUGCAAUAUCUCCCAAUCAUGAGGGGCUGUCUCUUAAAAUUAUCCAAGAUGGAAAAUCUUCGGAGAGGGCCUGCACUCAGGCACAGAAGCAAGGACACUGUAUGGGUAGGAACUUCAGUACGGUAGAUGGAGAAAAAAUUGGUUCUAACAUUGCGUCGAUUGAAGAUGAUGCCAUACACAACAGAGCUGAGUCACAAACAAACCCACUGAAAUAUAUGGCACCUUGUGUACACUCCAGAGCGGACAGCACUCCAGACAAUAAGACAUUCUUCCCUUCCAGUCAGAGGAAAGCCUUAAGCCGAAAACACAAAGCGAAGAAAUCGUCACAGAGAAUUUCAGAAAGCAAGUACUCCCAAAAUGGAAAAGUCACAGACUAUUUCCCGAUCAGAAGAAGUUCCAGGAAAAGCAAAUCUGAAUUGAAGUGUGAAGAGAAGAAACACAUAGAUGAGUUGAUCACUAAGGGGAUAGAGAACGGAAUGAUGGUGCAGUACAUUGAAGGCAAAGGCAGGGGGGUUUUCGCCACGCAGAACUUUCAGAAGGGCCAGUACAUCGUGGAGUAUCACGGGGACUUGUUGCCUAUAACUGAUGCCAAAAAAAGGGAAGCUAUGUAUGCACAAAAUCCCGAAACCGGCUGUUACAUGUAUUACUUCCAGUAUCUCAGCAAAACAUAUUGUGUGGAUGCUACCAAAGAGACAGAUCGCUUGGGAAGGCUUAUCAAUCACAGCAAAAACGGCAACUGUCAGACCAAGCUCCAUGACAUUAAUGGAAUACCUCACCUCAUUCUCGUGGCCUCCAGAGAUAUACAGGAAGGGGAGGAGCUUCUGUAUGACUAUGGCGACAGAAGUAAAGCUUCCAUCGCAGCUCACCCAUGGCUGAAGGAUUGAUGUAUUCAAAUGAGGGAAUUACUGAUACAUUGUUUCUUAUUAGACCAUUUUAACUCUAUUAUUGCCUUAGCAAAAUAAGAGAAUGUGUAGGGGG
Messenger RNA from Chanos chanos (milkfish), 1241 nucleotides. RefSeq names its product lysine methyltransferase 5Aa (gene kmt5aa). The record is from RefSeq and is a predicted model, not a curated record. Gene Ontology annotation, biological process: regulation of DNA damage response, signal transduction by p53 class mediator; regulation of transcription by RNA polymerase II. Gene Ontology annotation, molecular function: transcription regulator activity; histone H4K20 methyltransferase activity; protein binding. Gene Ontology annotation, cellular component: polytene chromosome; nucleus. Bases 215 to 1147 code for a protein of 310 amino acids. Lineage: Eukaryota; Metazoa; Chordata; Actinopteri; Gonorynchiformes; Chanidae. The transcript has 7 exons.